Molecule: messenger RNA, 195 nt
Organism: Cooperia oncophora
Lineage: Eukaryota; Metazoa; Nematoda; Chromadorea; Rhabditida; Trichostrongylidae
Source: the annotation of a GenBank genome assembly
AUGCGCUACUAUGGUGCUAAGAACAUGCGACUUGCAGCAUAUUUGAUAAGUGUUUAUAAUUUACUGGUUCGCUCGAAGUAUGCAGACAUCAAGCUGCCAUCAAUCCAAGAAACAUGGAAAGAACGUUUAACCGAGGAAGAUCGAAAGGAGAUCGCGGAAAAUUUCGAAGCCUUCCGGCUACCCAUUUUCUCUUGA